GAGCUGCUGCCACUUUAAAGGAUUUUUAUCUCAAUAAAUAAGCUGUUUUCUGAAAAACACGUGAUUGUAGAGUAAUGAAUAUGUAUUAUUACCUGAAUAAGGUUAAGUUAACUGUUUAAGUGUUCUAAUUAAUUCUUCGCCAUGUUGAUAAACCGUUUAAAUAAGGUAUUCUCAACCCAUCAGUUUUUAUCAAAUAAAUCUACUGUUGCAUUGAGUUCAAUUUUUUCUAGUUUGCCUGUAAAUAAUUCAAAUUCAAGUCGAGGUUUACAUCUAGUGCCAAUAGUGGUUGAACAAACUGGAACUGGUGAACGAAGUUAUGACAUCUUUUCAAGACUUUUAAAGGAAAGGAUAAUAUGCCUGAUGGGAGGAAUAAACGAUGACACAGCAUCGCUGACAGUUGCUCAAUUAUUGUUCCUUCAAUCCGAGAGCAGCAAGAAACCUAUUCACAUGUACAUUAAUAGUCCUGGAGGUGAAGUUCCUGCAGGAAUGGCCAUUUAUGAUACUAUGCAAUAUAUUUUACCGCCGAUUGCAACUUGGUGUGUUGGUCAAUGCUGUUCGAUGGCAAGUUUACUAUUAACCAGUGGAACCCCAGGAAUGAGACAUUCGCUUCCACAUUCAAGGAUUAUGCUUCAUCAACCUCAUGGAGCAGCACACGGUCAAGCCACAGAUAUAUUCAUUCGUGCUGAAGAGAUAAAUAAGGUUAAAAAAAUGCUCAAUGGUUUAUAUGCAAAGCACACUGGACAAUCAAUUGAAAAAAUUGAAGAAUUACUUGAACGAGAUAAAUUUAUGUCACCUGAAGAGGCAACCGAAUUUGGGUUAAUUGAUUCAGUUCUUUCUCAUCCUCGUACUACGAGUACACAAGAAUCGGAGCCUCACUAAAUAUCUGAUGCAUUGAAAUGAUCAGAUUACAAUAGCAAAGACAACAAACUGCAAAAUUAAUCAAAUUACUGGAUCUCCGGGUGUUGUAAUUACCAGUGGUACUUAACAAUCAAACAAGUUUAUUAAAAGAAGAAAGAUAACUGCGCAUUCAAGAAAAUCAUCCAAAGUUGAUCAAGCCAGGAAUAAUUAUUCAAAGGAAUUAUGAUGAUAAUGAAAUUGGAGUCAGCUAAAUCAAUUUUGAGAAGAUGCGACAGGAAAUCAAAAGGAAAGGAUAAUCAUACUAAGAAAAUCUAACUGCGAAUUGCUCGCACUUUAUCACCACUUACAAAAUUUCCGGAAAUAUGACAUAUCCAGUGACAGAUUCAUGUUUAAAUUUUAUAUCCUUCGUCACUAAAUUCACGGUAGCAUUCACACUGUUUCAAAAUCAGAUUAUGUCAGAUAAAGAUACAUUAGUAAAGUAAAAUUGAAACUUUUUGUUUUUA
This is a messenger RNA of Tetranychus urticae (two-spotted spider mite), 1361 nucleotides long. RefSeq names its product Caseinolytic protease proteolytic subunit (gene ClpP). Gene Ontology annotation, biological process: protein quality control for misfolded or incompletely synthesized proteins. Gene Ontology annotation, cellular component: endopeptidase Clp complex. Gene Ontology annotation, molecular function: ATPase binding; ATP-dependent peptidase activity; serine-type endopeptidase activity. Lineage: Eukaryota; Metazoa; Arthropoda; Arachnida; Trombidiformes; Tetranychidae. The record is from RefSeq and is a predicted model, not a curated record.